AUGGUGCGCGCGUCACACCUCGUGAACGCGCCUGGUCUCUGCAGCCCUGUCCCACUGUGCGGGUUCAGUUUGACGGACGGACUUCUCCAACUCCAGAGAGCGGCCCGCAACUUUUCUUCUCUUUCUGCAUCUCAUACAAACAUCUCGAGGUUCACUAUGGGAAACUUGUUCAGUAAGAAGAAAGUGGCUGGCCCAGCUUCCGCUGAUGCCCCCCAAGAAGAGCAGAAACAAGUGGAAAGUGUCCCAGAAACCCAGGAGGCACAACCUGUCACUGCAGCUCCACCAGAGGCACAGCUGCCCCCCACCACUGAGCCCACUCCCCCAGAGUCUGAUGGAGAGUCUGCCCCUGCUGCUAAAAUUCAGCCAAUACCAGAGCCAGCAGCAGCUGUCCCAGAGGUGGUUCCACAGCCUGAUCCCGUGCCCAGCCAUGUCCCACAGGUGAUCCAAGAGGUGAUCAAAGAGGUUGUCCCAGAGGUGAUCCCAGAGGUGGUCCCAGAGGUAAUCCCAGAGGUAAUCCCAGAGGUGAUCCCCCGGAUUGUCCCAGAAGUGAUCACAGAGGUUGUUCCAGAAGUUAUCCCAGAGGUUGUUCCAGAGCCUGAACCUGUGCCCGCGUCGGUCCCUUCUGCACUAGAAGCAGUACCAGACCUUGAGCCGGUCCUAUGUUCACUGCCUGCAGUAGAACCAAUCCUGUGUUCCCUGCCUGAGGUCAUUCCUGAACCAGCUCCAACUGAAGCUCUGCCUGAGCCAGAGCCUGAGGAGCUCCCAUGCCCUGAACCAGAGCCUAUUCCAAUGCCUGAAGAGACCCCUGAGGACUUCCCUGAACCUGUCGCAUGUUUUAAAUCUGAGCCCCUGGAGAUGUAUGUACCCGAGGAGCCAGAGCUGAUCCCAGUCCCAGAGUCUCUCCCAGCACCGGAAACAGAUCUGCUGACACCCAACCCCAAGCCUCUGUUGGACCUCUGCACUCCUGAUCCAGAGCCCAUUCUGUGCCAAAUCACAUCAGAGACAAUAUUCGCCAAAGACGUCAUCGAAGCCAACGGGGGCGCAUUGAUAGAACAGCUGGGAGUGACGGAGAACGGUCUCGUGUCCGAUCUGUUACCGAACGACGUGAAGAUUCCAGACGGCUCUCUUGACAUAAACGCCUCCUCCGACCUGCUCAUACUGUCUCCAGACUGUCUCCAGACUUGGGAUUCCCAGGAGGAGCUGGGUGUGAGGGAAGUCAGGGAUUCUCUGCCUAGAUUACUGCCCCCAUGA
Messenger RNA from Knipowitschia caucasica, 1251 nucleotides. NCBI's taxonomy places the organism in Eukaryota, Metazoa, Chordata, Actinopteri, Gobiiformes, Gobiidae. The record is from the annotation of a GenBank genome assembly.